AUGAGCUCGCACGCCGGCCAAGCUUGCCUGCCGGUGAAUCUGGAACUUCCUGGCAGUUUGCUCUUCAUUCAGCUUCUGAAUCAUGCCACCCAAGCUGUUGCCACACCCUUGAUCAAAGAUCUCAAGGAGGGUAUUCAGCGAUCCGCCAUCCAGCUCCUCUCAGACGUGGUCCAGCUGCGACAAGUGAUUCGUGCCGCUCUACCGCCUGCAGCUCUACAGCAGCUUCAAGAUGGCCUACCACUGUAUCUCACCAUUGUCGCCCCCGGCGGAUACGAAUUUGUCGUCGCGUUCCUCGCCGUUCUUAGCCUUGGAGCAGUUGCAAGCCCUAUCAGUCAUCUCUGCCCGCUGAAAGAAGCCUGCUACUAUGUCCAAAAGGCCCAGUGCCGAGCAGUUAUCGCGGCGACCACUUCACUCAAACAAGCUCAGGCUCUGGCCCGUGAGACUUCCAAAACCACAGACCCAAGUUUCACAUGUAUCCCAGUCCAGCAGAGCUUGGGGUUGCAGGAGUUCCACUGGUCUCAAUUCACGAUCGAGAAUCGUUUUCGCGAUCCAAAUGCGCCCGGGCUUGUGAUAUUCACUUCCGGUACGACAGGUCCUCCGAAGGCUGCUGUCAUCCGUGUAGGCUCUUUGGAUCAAGGGACGAUUACACUGGCAGAUCAACUCAAGGUUACGAGGUCUGAUUCCAUGCUUCACGUCCUCCCUGUCCACCAUGCCACGGGGAUCUGGAUCUCUCUGCUUCCUUUCCUGCUGCGAGGCGCUUGCGUGCAUUUCAAGUCUGGCACUUUCGAUUCUCAGUGGACAUGGGAUUACUUCAAGCGGCGCAAAGUCACCCAUUUCUCUGGCGUCCCAACCAUUUACAUGCGGAUGAUGCAUCACUAUCAAGCCAGUCUAGCCAAGCUACCAGGGGGAGAACGGGACCAGUAUAUAGCCAGUACCGCUCAGAUGAAAGCCUGUCUGUGUGGCACUUCCGCCUUACCGAGGCCGGUCGAUGAAUUCUGGAUGUCCAUGCUAGGCGGCAAGCGUAUCGUCCAACGGUACGGUUCAACCGAGGCUGGCAUGGUGUUGACUAUGCCCUGUGAUCCUCUAGAGCAACGUGAAAUACCUCUUGGAUCUGUCGGCUGUGCAGCACCAGGUGUCGAUGUCAAACUCUCAGAAGGAACGACUGGAGAGGUCCUAGUGAAGUCCUACAACGCAUUCCUAGGGUUUCUGAAUGACCCUGAGUCGACGGCCAAAGCACACGACCCGGACGGCUACUACGUCUCGGGAGAUCUUGCCCAAAGGUGUGGCAACUACUUUUCCAUCCUCGGGCGCGCGUCUGUUGACAUCCUCAAGUCGGGUGGGUACAAGGUAUCCGCCCUCGACAUCGAGCGAGAAAUAUUGUCUCUCCCAUACAUCAAGGAAGUUUCCGUCGUCGGGGUACCUGAUGAUGAAUUUGGUCAAAGAAUUGGCGCCGUGGUGCAGCUGCGAAGUGAUCAGGACAUCGAGAAUCUGAAACUUGAUGACUUGAGGGCCGAUCUGCGCAAGAACUUGGCCGGAUACAAGCUUCCAACUCUGCUCAGAGUCAUCGAUACCGAGUUGCCCAAGAGCGUGACCAACAAAGUCGUCAAGAAAACACUGGGCCCGCUCUACUUCCCUGAAAAUUAUCGCUCCAUCCCCGAGGUCCAGGUGUGGAAGCCCACAAGCAAGUUAUAA
Messenger RNA from Cladophialophora immunda, 1692 nucleotides. RefSeq lists its product as uncharacterized. Gene Ontology annotation, biological process: fatty acid metabolic process. The transcript has a single exon. Gene Ontology annotation, molecular function: medium-chain fatty acid-CoA ligase activity. The record is from RefSeq and is a predicted model, not a curated record. Lineage: Eukaryota; Fungi; Ascomycota; Eurotiomycetes; Chaetothyriales; Herpotrichiellaceae. Bases 1 to 1692 code for a protein of 563 amino acids.